CCUCAGACUAUGGCAUGAAACUGCCAAUCCUGCGUUCCAACCCGGAGGACCAGAUCCUGUAUCAAACAGAGCGGUACAAUGAGGAGACCUUUGGCUACGAAGUGCCCAUAAAGGAGGAGGGGGACUACGUGCUGGUGUUGAAAUUUGCUGAGGUCUACUUUGCACAGUCUCAGCAGAAGGUAUUUGAUGUCCGAUUAAAUGGCCAUGUUGUGGUGAAGGACUUAGACAUAUUUGACCGUGUUGGGCACAGUACAGCCCAUGAUGAGAUCAUCCCAAUGAGCAUCAGGAAGGGGAAGCUGAGUGUCCACGGGGAGGUGUCGACCUUCACAGGGAAGCUCUACAUUGAGUUUGUCAAGGGGUACUAUGACAAUCCCAAAGUCUGUGCACUCUACAUCAUGGCUGGGACAGUGGAUGAUGUACCAAAGCUGCAGCCUCAUCCAGGAUUGGAGAAGAAAGAAGAGGAGGAAGAAGAAGAAGAAUAUGAUGAGGGGUCUAAUCCCAAAAGACAGACCAACAAAAACAGGGUGCAGUCAGGCCCCCGCACACCAAACCCCUAUGCCUCGGACAACAGCAGCCUCAUGUUUCCCAUCCUGGUGGCCUUUGGAGUGUUCAUUCCAACCCUCUUCUGCCUCUGCCGGUUGUGAGAACAAAUGGUCAUCCGCAGCCGGGUGGAGGGAGGGGGAAAGAAACCAAACGUGUUGGUUUCGGUAUUCUUGACAGUGUUCAGCAAAACAAAACAAAACAAAACAAAAAAAAUCAAACAACACACACACAAGUGAAAAGAGAUAAGAAGAAGCAGAAUGGUGGGGGCAGCCCCUACCCACCCACUGGUCCCAGAGCUGCUCAGUCCUGCUCUGCUUGUGGCUGUCCCCCAGCUCUCUUUUUCUCUGGGGUAUGGAGGUGAGUGGACCCUUCCUCUCCAAGGAUCCAUAUUACAGACCUAGUAGGAAGGACUCUGAACUCAGAGCAGUGACAGUUGUUUUCAGGUUAGACAUUAACGGCAGGAAAAUGUCAUAUAACCUGGAAAGACCCAUACUGGGAGUUUGUUGUGUUCUGAAUUCAUGUCUGAUAUGAUUUCAGAAGUCAUGGUAUUCAAAGUAUGUAUGUGGAGGUAAAUACGUUGGGUGGUAAAGACAGAGGAAAAGGGGAAUAAUUGGAAAAAAGAGAGUCAGCGCUUCUGUACUUGGAAGCCCUUCUGGUUAAUCUUUUGAUGGCUCACCUCGAGUAUCUUCAUUGUCAUUUCUCAUCUCUUUGACGUGCACCAGUUAGAGGACUGUCUGGUAUCCAAGACAACUAGUGUACGUCAGGUCCUCAAAUUGCCUACAACUUGUUGGCCACAACAAAUCAUUUUGAUUUCAGUGCCUGUUGAGGACUUGAUUUCUUCUUGAUUUUUCUCUUAAUCUGGUUCAUUUGAAAUCUCUUCUCAAUUCUCACUCUCAACCAUACAGCUAAGUUAUUGUCAAAAUGGGUAGGAGACCAGAGAUGAGAAUUCUGUUUGCUUGAGUGUCUUACCCUCUACCACCUCACUUUGUUGGUACCUCCCUCCCUGGAUCUCUGAGCCAGCAGCCAGGAGGACCUGACCCAGCAGCUCUCACUGGCCCCUCCAUAGGGCCUUGCUGCCAGGUCAGGGAUGCUUUCCAGCCUGCAGCAACAGAACACUUGACCUUAAAAGUCUCUUCUGGUCUUUGGAUUAGAAAAGGCUUAUGUUAGCAACCUCAGAGACUCGAGCCCUGCAAGUGACUGACCACUGUUCAGAAUGUCCAGAAUUUGGUGUUCAUUUAUCCCCAUGUCCUCUGUCCUACUUCAGAUAGUUUGGGUUUAUUCCCAGAGUCGCCCCAGAGAACUAACUAAGACUGGCUGCACCAGCCCAGCUGUUUUCCUUAUUGACCAUGAUCAGACAGCCCUCUUAGCCCCUAGCAAGUAGCAGUCAAGUUCUUCUUACACUGGGACAGAAAGACCCCUAGUCAGCCAUAGUUCUGGAGGCUCUGAAUGUCGUGUAACUUUAGCAUCCAAGUGUCUAUUUCAGAUUCCCAGUAAACACUCUGUAGGGGAUGAAGUCUCCUUGUUCCCCAACUUUUGGUCACCUCCAUCCCUUUGUCAGUUAAGACAACAGUGAGGGACAACCUGGCUAAGCUAAAAGGCAUUUUCUAGGUCAGAGGCAGCAGUAUUUGCUUCAGCUUGAGUUGGAGCAGUAUAGAAUCUCAGGCCAGGCCCAUAUUUCUAGAAUGUGUUUAAAUUUUGAGUUUGCCUUAUCAGAUAUUUGAACUCUGUGACAAAGUAAGUAGUUCUGGGCUCAUGUCCUGACUUUGGCUCCUAUUGAUGACUCCAGGCCAGCAUUUAGUCAUUUGAGAAAGGUCCUUUAUUUUCUCUAGAUUUAGGCUAGCCCUAGCAUACUGAGUUGCCAGCUGGAUGGCUGUGACCCGAAGUUGCUAUCAGGAGCACUUCCUGGAGUGCUUCUAAAGUUCCUGAUCCUCCAGUCUGAGGUACUGCCAAGGUCUUGGAGACCACCUGCCUAGGGCAAGGGAUGUUCUGACUAAUUGGGCUCCUGACAGUGGCUUUGGUUCCUGGUCCAUCACUAUUUACAAGCCUGUGAGCCAUGUCAGUGGAGUAAACAAGAUGAAGGAGAACAGCUGCCUCUGUGUUGCCUUGUUUGCCUGGGUCUCUGAGGAAGGGGAGGGGUCCUGCCUCCUUACCCCAACUCAUCCCUUUGGUGACUCAGAGCCUCAGAAGGAAACUCUGACUCCUGGGGCCAUUUCCUAAUGGUACUGUAAGCCAAGCGCCUCUGCUCUGCCUCUGUUUCCAAGCCCACCCCUUCCCGUAGGGAUAGGGACGGGUGCCUUCCUCUCUAGUUGUGUCCAACGGAAGGAACAUCUUUCUGUAGCUAACAAAAACUAAAAGGGAAGUGAGGAAACAGCAGGGAAGGAGUAUGGUGGGGGCUGGGGUAGAUGCCCCUGAGCCAAGCCUGCCCAGCGAAUCAGAGCUGCUUAAAGCUGGCGAUAGCCAGCUCAUAAUGUUGAACUUGAAAGCUUUCUCCCUCCUCCAAGAUGAUGUAGGUACAUGAGGUUUAGGUUAAAAGGGUUGGGUGGGGCACACUUUAUUUUUAUUUUUGUAUUGUGUGUGUGUCAAGAAUUACUCCAUUGUUCAUCUUGCUUUUUGCACUCUUUGUUCCCUUUUCUGUGUUUUGAGCUAGUGCAGAGUUUGCCUGGAAUUGGAAGCUGUGAAUGGUAACAGGCAGGUGGGGAGGAGAGACCCAGGUUUUCUGUCUGAACUACAGUCUGACCCAGCUGGCAGACAUAGAUAGAUAAGGGCAUACAGCUCCUUUUUGUCAGAAGGUGGUCCUCUUAAAGUUUGUGGGAGGAGCAAGCAAGGCCGGCUGGGUUGAGUCUGCAAGCCCAGCGUGGUUUAGGUCAGGCCAACUGGCCUCUGACUGGUUUGCUUUGGGUUUUAUUCAAGCUAUCUUAAACAUUGUGCCAAUAAGUGAUUUGUGGUAUUCAUAUCUCCUAAACCAGAUUUAUGGUUCUGGAGUGUUUCCACUCCCAAAGACACGAUGCUCAGUGGACACUCACAGUUCUGAUGGCUUAAAAGGUAGUCUUCAAGUACCUUUGGUAUCAGAGGGGUCACCUGUUGAUGUGGCCUUGUUUUCUUGCUCCUGCUGACCAGGAGCAAGAGGUCAUGUGAGCCUGGAUGAGGCGGGGUGAAGUCAGUGUUGUGUCUGAUGCCCAUCUGUGCCUGGAGCAGUCUAAGAGCUUUGCAUUGACUCCUUUGGUUUUGUUGAGAAGCUUCUGUUUUAAGGAAUUUCUCUUGUUUGUCCUGUCCCCCCCUCUCUUGCAAAGGCCUGGCCCUGGUCUAGAUGCUUAGCUAAGAAUCGAGAAAAUGGCAGCAGUGUCCCUUUUAGCACUCAGACCCCUUCUCCUUAGAAACUGGCUCAUCUUGAGGAAUCCAGGGAGGUUCUCCCCCUCCCUGGGAACUGGGGAAGGACCCACCCUGGUCAGCACAGUGCCUUUUCCUCUCCUGCUCUGAGUCAGGUGGGCAUCCCUAACCCUCUAGAUUGAGGCCUGGGCAGGGGUCGUACAGUCCCUGCCAUGGGGCUGUUCCCUAUCUCUCCCUCUCCUUGCUGGCCUACUCUGACAUAAUUCAAGUGUCUUCUUGCCUUGAGGAACCUUAAUGUAAUCAUGGCCACCACAUGUGAUACUUCUCUAUGACUAUAAGGACCUAAGAGAGCAGGUGAGCUUUCUCAAAUGAGAGACUAACAGAUGCUCCUGCUAUUAAAAGACAAAGCUAGGGGGGUUACUUUGGGCCUCCUGCUGUGGCCCCUGAGGAAGGCAACUCUCAGGUAAGACUGAGAAUAUACAGGAGCAAAACCACAGACACCCAGGACCUGCUCAGAGAUCCGCAGAAGAACUCGGUCUCUCUUCUAGGGAGGAUGUAAUUAGGGAUCAAAGUGUGCUAAGAAAAUUGCAAAGAAGCUUUACUGCCCACACCAGAAAGCUCAGGGUGGCUUUCUCUUCCAAGUAGAGCUAAAACUAUGUGUGUUUGGACUUCUCCUGGGGUGAGGGUUAGCUUUGUUCAUGACAAUAGAAGAGUAGCUUAGCACUGGUGGUCAGUUGUCCAGGGAGGCUGGGUUACUUUGUACGUUUGUGGCUUGCUGCCGAUCUGGUCUAUCCUUCCCCAUUUGCCUCAUUUGCUCUGGGUGUGAGACAUCUUGAUAAGAGCAGAUUUGGGGGCUGGCUGGGUUGGCAGGAAAAGAGCAGAGUGGAUCUCUAGGGAUGGGUUCCUCCCAGGAAUGUAAAAACAAGGGGCCGUGAUUGUGCUGGCAGCCAGGGAAACAGUAGUGCCUGCUGAAGUUGGCAGAGAGGGCCUUGGCACACUUGCAUCCAGGCAGUCUUGUGCGAUGGGCGCACAUAGCAUCGGGG
Cricetulus griseus (Chinese hamster) is the source of this 4913-nucleotide messenger RNA. NCBI's taxonomy places the organism in Eukaryota, Metazoa, Chordata, Mammalia, Rodentia, Cricetidae. The record is from RefSeq and is a predicted model, not a curated record.